GGGUAUUCAUCUAAUAUCUCGCAUAGUGUCAACCUCAAAGAUCACAAGAUUUCGGGCUUAAAGAGUCAUGAUUGUCAUGUCAUAUUACAAAACUUGCUUCCUCUCGCAAUUCGUGGUCUACUACCUAAAGCUGUUUAUGAACCACUUUUUGAGCUUUCCCUGUUUUUCAAUACUCUAUGUGCUAAAGUGUUGAAGGUUGAUGAUCUGGAAAAAAUUCAAGCUCAAAUUCCUAUAACCUUAUGCAAGCUGGAGAAGAUAUUCCCACCUUCUUUUUUUGAUAUCAUGGUGCAUUUGCCCAUUCAUUUAGCUCUUGAGGCACU
Messenger RNA from Cuscuta europaea, 320 nucleotides. The record is from the annotation of a GenBank genome assembly. NCBI's taxonomy places the organism in Eukaryota, Viridiplantae, Streptophyta, Magnoliopsida, Solanales, Convolvulaceae.